GAUGCAUUAUCCAAUGGAAUGGAGUACAACAAUGUAAACCAUCUCUUUGAAGAGCUUGACAUUACACAAAAUCAAUUUGAAAAUGCACAUAAUGAAUUAGCAUCACAACAAAGUAUAAUCAUCAAGAGACAGAUACAAGAUGUAUGGGUAAAUCAGUUUAAUCCAAGUCUCCUUAGAAGCUGGAACGCCAACAUGGAUUUGCAGUAUGUAACAAAUGUAUUUGCAUGUGUAGCUUAUAUUGUAUCCUACAUGUCAAAAGCUGAACGAGAAAUCGGAAUGCUAUUGAGUCAUACACUAUCUGAAAUGAAGGAUGGAAAUGAAAACGCAAAGGAAAGCAUGAAAAAACUUGGCCAGGUGUACAUGCAAAAUCGUGAAGUAUCUGCUCAAGAAAGCGUCUAUCGUGUUUGCAGUCUCAGAUUGAAAGAAUGUUCUAGGAAAGUGGAAUUCAUUCCUGUUGGACCCAACCCUGUCAGAAUGAGUUUACCAUUAAGCGUUAUAAAAAGCAGACCAGAUAACGAUAAUGAUGAUGAUGAGAAUGUUUGGAUGACUAGCAAGCUCGACAGAUACAAAGCUCGACCUAGAAAUGCAGAAUUCAGUAAUAUGUGUCUUGCAACGUUUUUUUCUCAGUUUAGAAUCUUAACUGCAUCCCAAAAGCCAAGUGCAAGAAGUAAAAAUGUCUUUAAAUUAGAUAAUGAUCUGGGAUAUAUUCAGAAGCGCACACGUACAGCAGAUGCAGUUGUAAGAUAUCCCCGAUUUUCACCCAUCAUCUGUCCUGAAAAAUAUUAUUUGAGCAUUUUGCAACUCUUUCUGCCAUAUUUUGAAGAUGAACAAUUAAAGCCGCCAACCUUUGAAACACAUCAAGAGUUCUAUGAGACAGGUUCUGUGAAAAUACGUGGAUGUGAAUUAGAGGAAGUCUGGUCAAUUGUGUGUACUAACCGAAACAAGUUUGAAAUGAAUGCUGAUGCAAUUGAUCAUGCACAGGAGCAUCUUAACAAAUUUGGUCCACACGAAGAUGCAUGGGGUCUUUUAUGUCCGGAAAAGGAAGUAGAACGACUUGAACAUCCCAAAGAAAAUGUAGAUGUCGAAGAUUGUGAUGGAGAUCUUGAUAUCCCGGAUUUAAAGCAUGAAAAGAAAAAAGAUGACUAUAGCAUCGAAUUUCGAUCUGUAAAGAUUUCCAAACAGGAUGGACAUUCUUUGAUGAGGUCUUUGAAUGAGAAGCAACAGACUGUUUUUUACAAAAUACGACAGUGGUGUUUAGAUAGAGUAAAUGGAAAAUCGGUCGAACCGUUUCAUAUUUUUCUAACUGGUGGUGCUGGCACUGGAAAGAGUCAUUUGAUUAAAUGUCUCAACUAUGAAGCAACACGUAUACUAGCCCGAAUGUUGCCACAUCCCGAUGAUGUCUCAGUAUUGAAAAUGGCUCCAACUGGAGUAGCUGCAUACAAUAUCAAUGGCCAUACUAUACAUAGUAUUCUUUCUAUUCCAAUCAAUGCACAAAAACUGUAUCAACCGCUGAGUGAUGAGAAAAUAAAUGUCCUUCGAAAUAAGCUGGCUCAAGUACAAAUUUUGAUCAUAGAUGAAGUAUCAAUGGUAGAUCAAAAGUUGAUGUCUUACAUUCACGGUCGCCUACGACAAAUAAAACAAUCACGCGAUCAAACAGCUUUUGCUGGUGUUUCAGUUAUUGCUGUGGGAGACAUGUAUCAGUUACCUCCAGUCUUUGGAAUUCCUUUAUAUAAAGACACACUCAAUGGUGUAUUAUGGAAUGAUAAUUUCAAGAAAGUAGAACUUGAAGACAUUAUGAGACAAAAAGACGAUACCCAAUUCGCUUUUCUCUUAAAUAGAUUACGUGUAAAAGAAGGGGAUGAGAUUCUCUGUGAUGAAGACCUAGCAAUGCUCAAGUCUUGUGAAACUGGUGAAGAAUGUGAAAAUGCUCUGCAUAUCUAUUCAUGUAACAAUCAAGUAGAUGCUUGGAACAAGAAAUUAUUGCAUAAAAGAUGUGCCGAUGUGAUAUGCGUAAAAGCACAAGACAUGGAUAAAGAUGGUAAAAAAGGAAACAAAAUACGAGAAAAACCUUAUACAGGUAUGCAAACCCAGCUGCCUCCUUAUCUGUGGAUUGCAGUUAAUGCUAGAGUGAUGUUGCUCAAGAACAUUGAUGUUAGUAAAGGCCUGACAAAUGGAUGUUUUGGAAAUGUAACAGAAAUAUUAACGGAUCAUACAAAUUUAAAUCCAGUAUGCAUCAAAGUUAAUUUUGAGAUGGCCGAUGUUGGUAUUCAUUCAAUCGAAAUGUCCCAAGAAUCCAUUGGUAAGAAAUAUGUGAGAAAACAAUUUCCACUUAAGCUUGCUUAUGCUUGCACAAUACAUAAAGUACAAGGUUCGACAUUAGAAAAAGCUGUUGUAUCAUUAAAAAAUGUGUUUGAAUCUGGACAGGCAUAUGUUGGGCUCAGUCGUGUUACUUCGUUAUCUGGACUUGUGAUAGAACAUUUCGAUCCUAAACGUAUAUAUUGUAAUCCAGAAAUUAAAGAACGCAUUGAGAUUAUGAAGCCGUUUAUCGAGAAAAGCACUUCUGAGGAUAUUCAUGAUUAUAACUUUUCUUUGAUAAUGCAAAAUGUACAAGGAUUAAAACAGCAUUUUAUCGAUUUCAAAUCCCAGUGCCAAUUUGUGAAUGUAGAUUGUAUUUGCUUGACCGAAACAUGGAUUAAUGAUGAUGAUCUCUGUGACGUUGUUUUAGAUAACUUUCGAUUUUAUCAUCAGCCACGACAUCUUUCAUACUGUAAUUCUGGAGUUGGAAAUGUACUCAAAGAACAAUCGCAUGGAGGUGUUGCAAUGUAUAUCAAGAAUACAUAUUCAAGUAGAUUAGACAUAUCUGUCGACAACUUAGAGUUUAUUGCAAUUCUUGUCACCAAACCAGUUUCUGUUGUGAUUUCAGUUGUUUAUCGACCUCCAUCAUAUAGUAUCAAAUCAUUCUGUGAAUCAUUAGACAAUUUGCUAGAUGCAUUACACAAAAUAAGCAUUAGAUGUAUUGUGAUGGGAGAUUUUAACGAGGAUUUGCUUAAAGGUUCUUCACAGGUAAGCAAGCUAAUGUGUAAUAAAGGUUACAAACAGCAUGUUCUUAAUGCUACUACUGAGAAGGGAACAUUGAUAGAUCAUGUGUACAGCAAGGGACUAGAUUUAUUGGAAACAGAGGUCAUCCCUACAUAUUAUAGUUACCAUGAAGCUGUUAAGAUUGCAUUUUAAUAUUUGUAGUAAAACGAGAGGAAUAAAAGAGUAAUUCAUAAUAUUUUUGUUGAUAAAUAACAUUUUCAUUUACCAUGUCUUCAUUCUUGCAAAAAUGAAAAUGAAUAUUACCUCUUCUUAAAAUUCAUGAGAGUUGUGCAUAUUUUUUUAGGCUUACCUUACACUAAUAUCAAUGAUACCAUCUGCCAUGGACAUCACCUUGAAAGCAUGUUGUAAACUUGGUAAAAUCUGUUUUAAGGUGGUGUGUGUUGAAAGAUUUAUGUGUUGUCACUCCUUGCCUUUCAAACCUUAGUGUUUUUAAACAUCACUCACAUCAUGAAAUGUAUAUGUAUUUUUAACUUUUAGAUGCAAUUUUACAAAUCUAAAACAAUGGUACACAUUUAUAAUAGAUGGAUAACAAGAUCAUACA
Molecule: messenger RNA, 3640 nt
Organism: Strongylocentrotus purpuratus (purple sea urchin)
Lineage: Eukaryota; Metazoa; Echinodermata; Echinoidea; Camarodonta; Strongylocentrotidae
Exons: 1
Coding region: 19-3231 (1070 amino acids)
Biological process (GO): DNA repair; telomere maintenance
Molecular function (GO): DNA helicase activity; ATP hydrolysis activity
Source: RefSeq, a predicted model, not a curated record